GCGGCGUGGCCUGACGGCGGCGGGAGUCUGUGGUCGCUCUCUCGGCCGUGGCCCACGCGGCUGGCUCGCUCUGCGGGGCAACAUGGCGGACACGGAAGUAUUUAUUUUGCCGAAAAAGCAUAAGAAGAAAAAGGAGCGGAAGUCGUUACCAGAAGAAGAUGUAGCAGAAAUACAGCAUGCUGAAGAAUUUCUUAUCAAACCUGAAUCCAAAGUGGCUCAAUUGGACACAUCUCAGUGGCCCCUGUUGCUAAAGAAUUUUGAUAAGCUAAAUGUAAGGACAACACAUUAUACACCCCUUCCUUGUGGUUCAAAUCCUCUGAAGAGGGAGAUUGGGGACUACAUCAGGACAGGUUUCAUUAAUCUUGACAAGCCCUCCAACCCCUCUUCCCAUGAGGUGGUAGCAUGGAUCCGACGAAUACUUCGAGUGGAGAAGACAGGACACAGUGGUACUCUGGAUCCCAAGGUGACAGGCUGUUUAAUCGUGUGCAUAGAACGAGCCACACGCUUGGUGAAAUCACAACAGAGUGCAGGCAAAGAGUAUGUGGGAAUUGUCCGGCUGCACAAUGCUAUUGAAGGGGGGACUCAACUUUCUAGGGCCCUAGAAACUCUGACUGGUGCCUUAUUCCAGCGCCCCCCACUUAUUGCUGCAGUAAAGAGGCAGCUCCGAGUGCGGACCAUCUACGAGAGCAAAAUGAUUGAGUAUGACCCUGAAAGAAGAUUAGGAAUCUUUUGGGUGAGUUGUGAGGCCGGCACCUACAUUCGGACGCUGUGUGUGCACCUUGGUUUGUUAUUGGGAGUUGGCGGUCAGAUGCAGGAACUUCGGAGGGUUCGUUCUGGAGUCAUGAGCGAAAAGGACCACAUGGUGACGAUGCAUGAUGUGCUUGAUGCCCAGUGGCUAUACGACAACCACAAGGAUGAGAGUUACCUGCGGAGAGUCAUUUACCCUUUGGAGAAGCUGUUGACAUCUCAUAAGCGGCUGGUUAUGAAAGACAGUGCAGUGAAUGCAAUCUGCUAUGGGGCGAAGAUCAUGCUUCCAGGUGUUCUCCGAUAUGAGGAUGGCAUUGAAGUCAAUCAGGAGAUCGUGGUCAUCACCACCAAAGGGGAAGCAAUCUGCAUGGCUAUUGCAUUAAUGACCACAGCCGUGAUUUCUACCUGCGACCAUGGUAUAGUAGCCAAGAUCAAGAGAGUGAUCAUGGAGAGAGACACUUACCCUAGGAAGUGGGGUUUAGGUCCAAAGGCGAGUCAGAAAAGGCUCAUGAUCAAGCAGGGCCUUCUCGACAAGCACGGCAAGCCCACAGAGAGCACGCCUGUUGCCUGGAUGCAGGAGUAUGUUGACUACAGUGAUUCUGCAAAGACAGAGGUGGUGGCCAAAGCAGUAAAAGCCCCACAGGCAGUUGCCGAAUCCAUAAAAGCCCCACAGGUAGUUGCUGAGGUGGUAAAAACCCCAAAGGUAGUUGCCGAAGCAGUGAAAGCCCCAAAGCGGAAGCGAGAGAGUGAAAGUGAUGAGACCUCUCCAGUGGCUCCACAGUUGAUCAAGAAGGAAAAGAAGAAGAAGAAGGACAAGAAGGCCAAAGCUGCUCUCGAGAGUGCAGGCGAGCCGGGAGACGGGGACAGUGACACCACCAAAAAGAAGAAGAAGAAGAAGAAAAUAAAAGUGGAAAUGGUUUCUGAGUAGUGGAGACUACUUUAAGCACUGUGUCCAGCUGGGAGGAGAAAUUAAAGCCUUACUGAGAAAACAUAGUUCCUUUUGUUCUUGAGGGAAUGGAACAUAGGUCCCAGAAAGGGUGGAGAGUUCCAGCACAUCUUAGCUGCUGAGACCUCGGUGACGUUACCUGGUGUGGUCAUCCCAUCUUGUCCUGUUUUAAGGAUAUGGGUGAAGGAGGCAGGUUUGAUGCCACCCACUUCUCUAUUUGGGAGAUUUGGGAAGCCUGACCUUUAGACCCAGCACUACCAAGUAACCAUCAGCAACUGUUCCCUGGUGGCCAUUUUGACAUCAUAGUCCUCUCCUAGGUUGGUCCCCCCCCCCAUUUAAAAAGUUUGUACAAGUUAAAUGUGCUCAGUGGACUGGUGUACAGCAAGUAAAAAUAUAACAGAAUCAUCUUCACAAUGUCCUGUGAGGACAGUGGUCUAUUCUGGUGUCAGAGCCACCUCUGUCACCACAUAUUUCCCUUCUGGAUCUAGGCCUGGCAAGGACUCACGGUGUUCCAUCUUGUCACCUACUUGCAGUCCUCUGACCCAGCAGUCCAUUGUGCACUUCUUCAAGCACCUAAAUCCAUCUGGCUACUUGUGUUUGUGACAGAAGCCAAAAAGCUGUCCCUGUGUUCUCUUAUUCUAACCCUCAUUUUCUUUCAAAGGAUGCAAUAUUCAUUGCUAGGAGCAGAAGGUUGUAAUUUUUACUUAUUAAAGUUUACUUAAGUUUUUUGAGUA
Messenger RNA from Diceros bicornis minor, 2427 nucleotides. It is a transcript of the gene DKC1, whose product is annotated as dyskerin pseudouridine synthase 1. NCBI's taxonomy places the organism in Eukaryota, Metazoa, Chordata, Mammalia, Perissodactyla, Rhinocerotidae. The transcript is spliced from 15 exons. The record is from RefSeq and is a predicted model, not a curated record. Gene Ontology annotation, cellular component: box H/ACA snoRNP complex. The coding region runs from base 83 to 1675 and encodes 530 amino acids. Gene Ontology annotation, molecular function: pseudouridine synthase activity; RNA binding. Gene Ontology annotation, biological process: snRNA pseudouridine synthesis; mRNA pseudouridine synthesis; box H/ACA sno(s)RNA 3'-end processing.